GGAAAGAAAAAAAAAACAAGACAAAUUAGUGAGAGAAGCACGUUGUUGGCCCGAUGUUGCAUCGAGGGAAACGUUGUCAAGAUUACCAUAAUGAAAAAGCUUACUGCGGUGGAGCAGGCAAAUCCCCCUUCGGUAAAAUAGAAGGUAAAAGGAAAAAAGACUUGGGAGUUUGGACGUCACAAUUUUGCCAAACAAAACAUUGCUGGUCUGCCCUUCUCAUGUUUCGUUAUCCUGUAUUUUUAUCUUUCCUGGGUUGAUACUUUCUUGUUUCUCAAUCUCACUAUUUUCUGUGUCAACUCGUAACCUUGGUCCUUUCUUUUCUUCCGAUGACAUCUCUGGGAUCCUGAACUCAUCAACCCCUUUCUUCCAAUCUUUUUCUUCUUUUCUCCUUACCAUACACAUACUUCUCGCACGACACGAGGCCGGAAUCCUGAUUUCCAACUUCGAUUCAUACCAUCUGUUGACAGAGCUUUUUUUCUUCUUUCUUUUCUCUCUUCACAUCCAUCUAUUCUACUACUUGACAAGGCCAUCUCGACCACGACAGUGGGCGGCAUUCCACCAACGCCUCGCUACUGUUUCCGACCCUUUCAAACCUAACUUUAUUUUAUCACCAUCCUCUCCUUAACUUCAUCCUCGGGGAUAAAGUCACAUCUGCAAACCAUGGAUAGGUUACCAAUAUUCCGGUCCAAGUCGGACUCCAUGUCGUCAAUGAGCACCACCAGCUCCUUCACAAGUACACAAAAGGGUGAAUGGUUGCCGGCACCGGCGCAAUCACGGCAAAAAGUGCGGUUAAGGGCCCUCCUCGGCCAUUGUUUGUACAGGAGAGUUAUACUAUGGACGCUGGCAGUCAUCACACUUGGCUUUUGGGUCUUUUUCACCAGGAGGGGCGGUUCGUUCGACCUAGCAAGACUCGGAACAGACCUUCCCGAGGAAACAAAAGAGCAAAGCAAAGGGGACAAUGAAGGGAGGGACCCGCUACACUGGCUCAAAUAUAAGCACCUUGAUGGAUACUACCGUGGCCUGAGGACACUGGUCCCCAUUUCAGAGCACAAACCCGAGUUUCCAUUCGUGCCUGGCCGUCAACCGGCAACGACUACGGUGACGUCUGCCCAUCUGCCGACACCCACAGUCUUCGUUCCACAGCCGGACUACGAGUCCAAAGAGUACAAGUCAACGUACCACCCAGUGCAGACCUGCUACAUCGACGAAAACAAAAAGGUGCCCGCCCCGGAUUUGUACGCAUACAACGGUGUGCCGCAGGGGAUGCCCGACCCAGCAAUCGGCUCCAACUCCCUUCUCGGCAUACGCGAUGAUGUUUGCUUCGACAGGUUCUCGCGAUACGGGCCAUAUGGGCUUGGCUACUCGGAGGAUGAGGGCGGUUUGGGGGAGGGCAUGGACACCGAGAGUGAUGGCUCCGAGACGGUCUGGUCCAAGACUGGCAAGAUCGACUACCGCAACGUGGACUGGGGCCGGGCUCAGCAGCAGUGUGUCACGGACAACCGGAAGCGGUUCGACAUCAACGCCGGGCGCGAGCGCAAGAAGGUCGUCCGCAUCGCCGUCGUGAUUCGCACCUAUGUCGGGUUCGAGUGGAAUACUCACGCCAUCAUGAACUUCCGCGCCAUGGUCUCGGAGCUCUCGCUGCGAUCUGGCGGCGAGUAUACCGUGCACUUCCUACUCCACGUCAAAGACAACAACCUCCCCAUCUGGGCCGACUCCGAGACCAGGCAGCAGAUUCUGGAUGAGAGCAUGCCGCGCGAGUUCCACUCCAUGUGCACGCUCUGGUCCGAGGCGCAAAUGGAGCUGCUGUAUUCGGGCGGCUGGGGUGAAGCUGUCGAAAACCCGUCCGGGCAGUCCGUACAUGGCGUUUAUCGGUCGGCACAUUUCCCGCUGCAGCACUUUGCCAUGACCCACCCCGAGUAUGAGUACUUCUGGAACUGGGAGAUGGACAUGCGCUACCUCGGCAACUUUUACGAGCUGUUUGAUCGUCUAGGCAGCUGGGCCCGGGACCAGUCGCGUAACCACCUGUGGGAGCGGUCAGCCAAGUACUAUAUUCCCGCGGUCCACGGCGAUUGGAAAAACUUCACUGAGCUGGUUGUCCAGACGACGCGAAAUGCCGGCAAGAGGCCAAUCAUGGGCCCCGUUUACUUCCCCGGCCGGACCCGGAUCAGAGCCGAGGAGCGUUCUGAGACCUUCAUGCCGGCGUCUUGCUUCACCUCGCCGGGAGACGGGUCCCCAGGGGUGGCGGCUGACGACAGCGUCCGGUGUGGUGUGGACGAGAAUGCCGACCUUAUCACGCUUAACCCCAUAUUCGACGCCGAGAAGAGCGGUUGGGUGUUCGCCUCAGACGUGACUGGCUGGGACCUGACUCAGCCGACGCCGCCGCGGCGUUGCGCCAUUGUCACGGCGAGCCGGCUGUCAAGGCGGCUGUUGGAGGUGAUGCACGAGGAGACGUGGCGCUUCCACCACAGCAUGUUCAGCGAGAUGUUCCCGGCGGCCAUGGCGCUGCACCACGGGCUCAAGGCGGUCUAUGCCCCGCACCCUGUACUGUUGGACCGCGGGUGGGAGAUGGAGGCCGUCGACAAGCACUUCAACGGCGGUUACGACAACUCGACGAGCGGCCACGGCAGUCCGUUUGACUUCCAGAACGAACACAACCACAAGGGCACCAGCUGGUACUACAACAGCGAAUUCGCGGGCCUGCUGUGGAGGCGUUGGCUUGGCUACGCCCAAAUGGACGGCCGCGGUGAGGACGGCGGCCGUGCAGGCGAGGGGACUCUGAGGGGCGGCAAGACCGAGGAGGAGAGCCCGUGGUCGACGGGAAGGUUGUGCUUGAGGAGUAUGCUGGUGCACCCCAUCAAAUGGGAGAAGCCGAAUGAUGGAUAAAGCCUUAUAUAACCUGGGUUAUGUUAUGGUAGUGGAGUUUUUUGUUUAUUUAUUUCGUUUGUUCCGUUCUUGAAGACGUCGUCUUUAUUACCACUACGUCUUUCUGCCUGGUGCAUUUUGUUUCUAUUUGAUAUGUUCAUUUAGAGUGUAGAAUACCACGAUGUUGGGGGAGGGCGUCACUGUACCUAUGGGCGACUUGGCAUUGGAUUGCGUGCUUGUUAUCUUUUCUUCUUCUUCUUCUUCUUCUUCUUCUU
This is a messenger RNA of Pyricularia oryzae 70-15, 3137 nucleotides long. RefSeq lists its product as uncharacterized. Bases 661 to 2883 code for a protein of 740 amino acids. The transcript has 2 exons. The record is from RefSeq and is a predicted model, not a curated record. Lineage: Eukaryota; Fungi; Ascomycota; Sordariomycetes; Magnaporthales; Pyriculariaceae.